Messenger RNA from Grus americana (Whooping crane), 1514 nucleotides. It is a transcript of the gene PITX1, whose product is annotated as paired like homeodomain 1. Gene Ontology annotation, molecular function: DNA-binding transcription factor activity, RNA polymerase II-specific; RNA polymerase II cis-regulatory region sequence-specific DNA binding. Gene Ontology annotation, biological process: regulation of transcription by RNA polymerase II; anatomical structure morphogenesis. Gene Ontology annotation, cellular component: nucleus. The transcript has 4 exons. The record is from RefSeq and is a predicted model, not a curated record. The coding region runs from base 125 to 1033 and encodes 302 amino acids. Lineage: Eukaryota; Metazoa; Chordata; Aves; Gruiformes; Gruidae.
CAGGAGGAGACGGGGAAAUCUCCCAAGAAAACCCUGGAGCGGCGGCCGGGGCGCGCACAGCGCCCGCCGGGCCCGGCACCCCGCCGCCGCCGAGCGCACCGCCCGGCAGCCCGGCGCCCCUGCCAUGGAUUCCUUUAAAGGUGGAAUGAAUUUGGAGAGACUGCCCGAGAGCUUGAGACCCCAACCCUCCCAUGACAUGGCUUCCAGCUUCCAUUUGCAAAGAUCCUCGGAACCCAGAGACCCGAUCGAGAACUCAGCCAGUGAAUCCUCCGACACGGAGGUGCCAGAAAAGGAACGCAGCGGCGAGCAGAAAAACGAGGACGGGGCCGCCGACGACCCGGCGAAGAAGAAGAAGCAGCGGCGGCAGCGGACCCACUUCACCAGCCAGCAGCUGCAGGAGCUGGAGGCCACUUUCCAGCGGAACCGCUACCCCGACAUGAGCAUGCGGGAGGAGAUCGCCGUGUGGACCAACCUCACAGAGCCCCGAGUCCGGGUCUGGUUCAAGAACCGCCGAGCCAAGUGGAGAAAGCGGGAGCGGAACCAGCAGAUGGACCUGUGCAAGAACGGCUACGUGCCGCAGUUCAGCGGGCUGAUGCAGCCCUACGACGACAUGUACGCCGGGUACCCCUACAACAACUGGGCCACCAAAAGCCUCACCCCGGCGCCGCUUUCCACCAAGAGCUUCACCUUUUUCAACUCCAUGAGCCCCCUCUCCUCGCAGUCCAUGUUCUCGGCGCCCAGCAGCAUCUCCUCCAUGAACAUGCCCUCCAGUAUGGGCCACUCGGCCGUGCCGGGCAUGGCCAACUCCGGCCUCAACAACAUCAACAACAUCAGCGGCUCCUCGCUGAACUCGGCCAUGUCCUCGCCGGCCUGUCCCUACGGGCCACCGGGCUCGCCCUACAGCGUCUACCGGGACACUUGCAACUCCAGCUUAGCCAGCCUCAGACUGAAAUCAAAGCAGCACUCCAGUUUCGGCUACAGCAGUUUGCAAAGCCCCGGCUCUAGUCUAAACGCCUGUCAAUACAACAGUUGACGGACUUGACACAAACCACCUCCGACAAAACACCGCCGACAAAGCAAAGCAGAAGCAAAGCGACGUUUAACGGAAAAGAAAAAAAAAUUAAAAAAAAAAAUUAAAACCCGAUGAUGAUUAAAAGCAAAACCCGAGCAAGUGAGAGAGGAAAAAAAAUUAAAAAACAAACCCAAACAAAACACCAACAAUAAAGCCCCAAAAGCUCCGCGGACUUCGACUGUCUAGAAAAAAAAAUAUUAAUGCAAACCAACGACGCAACCAACAAAACAGCGCUUAAAAAAAUAAAAACAAACCAUCAAAAACCGUAAACGGACCAGAAAACUUUUGCAAGAGACACCGAAAUCUGGUACAUGGAUGAGUUGCAAUUUUUCUCUGGAUUAUGCGGGUUGUAUGUGUUUACUUGAACUUGCACAGGAGUUGGUAAGGCGGCCGCUUCCCCGCGGGGAGGGCGGCGAGGGAGGGAGACGCCUCGGUGGUAAGA